Messenger RNA from Acanthopagrus latus (yellowfin seabream), 1250 nucleotides. It is a transcript of the gene eif2b1, whose product is annotated as eukaryotic translation initiation factor 2B, subunit 1 alpha. The transcript is spliced from 9 exons. Gene Ontology annotation, biological process: translational initiation. Bases 299 to 1207 code for a protein of 302 amino acids. Gene Ontology annotation, molecular function: guanyl-nucleotide exchange factor activity; translation initiation factor activity. The record is from RefSeq and is a predicted model, not a curated record. Gene Ontology annotation, cellular component: eukaryotic translation initiation factor 2B complex. NCBI's taxonomy places the organism in Eukaryota, Metazoa, Chordata, Actinopteri, Spariformes, Sparidae.
UCAACACGCAGCUCUUUGCGAGAUGAGCUAAUUCAGAGCAACUUGAAAAAAUACUGACAACAAAACUUCCCGAACAGACUCAGGCGCAGUUUUUCAGUUUCCUCGUGAAAACCGUGACUGAAACUUUAAACUCAGCGCAUUUAAUUUUUAUUUCUGUGUUUAAUUCGAUUUAAAUUGAGGAGUCAGCAGCUCUGACAUGUGUCAACAUACUGAGCAGUGAAUAUCAGUAAAUAUCAGCCGUGGUUUGUUUUUAAUCUCUAAGUCUUCGCAGCGUUCAGACUCUGUUGGAGGAUUCAGGAUGAAUGAAGAAGAGCUGGUGGAGUAUUUCAGGGCUCAGAUGAGGAAGGACCCGGACAUGGCCUCUGCUGUGGCCGCUAUCCGCACCCUGCUUGAAUUCCUCAAGAGAGACAAAGGAGAGACCAUCCUGGGCCUGAGGGAGAGCCUGAAGUGGGCCACAGACUGCCUGACAGGAGAGGACUCCUCUGUGGCCGUGUCCUCUGGAGGAGAGCUCUUCCUGCGCUUCAUCAGCCUCACAUCGCUGGAGCACCAGGAUCUGUCUCGCUGUAAGAAGGUGAUGGAGGAGAGAGGAGAACUGUUUCUAGAGAAGAUCUCCAUGUCCAGGACCAAAGUUGCAAAGCUCUGUCACACCUUCAUCAAAGACGGCGCUAAAAUCCUGACUCACUCGUACUCCAGAGUCAUCCUGAGGGUGCUGGAAAAGGCUGCAGCUGAGAAGAAACGCUUCUCUGUCUAUGUGACUGAAUCGCAGCCUGACUCAGCCGGGCGACAGAUGGCAGAGGCCCUGAGGAAACUCAAUGUUCCAGUAACAGUGGUCCUGGAUGCAGCUGUGGGGUAUGUCUUGGAGAAAGUCGACCUGGUGAUUGUCGGUGCAGAGGGGGUUGUUGAGAGUGGAGGGAUCAUCAAUAAGAUCGGCACUUACCAGAUGGCCGUGUGCUCUAAAGCUCACAACAAGCCUUUCUACGUCGUGGCGGAGAGCUUCAAAUUCGUCCGCCUGUAUCCGCUCAACCAGCAAGACGUGCCCGAUAAAUUCAAGUACAAAGCAGACACCCUGAAGACUGUACAGAACCUGUCAGAGGAGCAUCCCAUGAUUGAUUACACGCCUCCCUCCCUCAUCACCCUCCUCUUCACUGACCUGGGAGUCCUCACCCCGUCGGCUGUCAGCGAUGAACUCAUCAAGCUUUAUUUAUAACUGUGCCUCACCAUCCUCAAUAAAAAUGCAUCGUCAGAACGAA